Messenger RNA from Oncorhynchus masou masou (cherry salmon), 4141 nucleotides. RefSeq names its product LIM and senescent cell antigen-like-containing domain protein 1. Gene Ontology annotation, biological process: positive regulation of integrin-mediated signaling pathway; cell-cell adhesion; cell-cell junction organization. The transcript is spliced from 11 exons. NCBI's taxonomy places the organism in Eukaryota, Metazoa, Chordata, Actinopteri, Salmoniformes, Salmonidae. The record is from RefSeq and is a predicted model, not a curated record. The coding region runs from base 174 to 1277 and encodes 367 amino acids. Gene Ontology annotation, cellular component: cytoplasm; focal adhesion; cell-cell junction.
GAAAACGCCAGCUACCAAGAAAAGGGUGGCUCCACCAAGAUACUGGAGGAGAAAAAAAUAAUGCUAGUUGGUUAGUGUAGGAGUCGCCGCUCGGAUCAAUCCAUUACUCGUCCUAUUUGAAGACCCCGGGGGGAAAAGUCGAUACGUUUCUGAAACGGUGGUGUUGAUAGGUGAUGCUGGGAGUAUUAGAAAUGACGGGCAGCAACAUGGCGAACGCCCUGGCAAACGCGUCGUGCGAGCGCUGUAAGAGCGGCUUCGCCCCGGCAGAGAAGAUCGUCAACAGCAACGGGGAGCUGUACCACGAGGGCUGCUUCGUCUGCGCACAGUGCUUCCAGCAGUUCCCCGAGGGGCUCUUCUAUGAGUUUGAAGGCAGGAAAUACUGUGAACAUGACUUUCAGAUGCUCUUCGCUCCCUGCUGCCACCAGUGUGGGGAGUUCAUCAUUGGCCGUGUGAUCAAGGCCAUGAACAACAGCUGGCAUCCUGAUUGUUUCUGCUGUGAUAUCUGCCAGGCUGUGCUCGCUGACGUCGGCUUCGUCAAGAACGCUGGCAGGCACCUGUGUCGACCCUGUCAUAACCGUGAGAAGGCUAGAGGUCUGGGGAAGUACAUCUGUCAGAAAUGCCAUGCCAUCAUCGAGGACAGCCCCCUCAUCUUUAAGAACGACCCCUACCACCCCGACCACUUCAACUGCAACAACUGUGGUAAGGAGCUGACAGCAGAUGCCAGAGAGCUGAAGGGAGAGCUGUACUGUCUGCCCUGCCAUGAUAAGAUGGGGGUGCCGAUCUGUGGCGCCUGCAGGAGGCCCAUCGAGGGACGCGUGGUCAACGCCAUGGGCAAGCAGUGGCACGUCGAGCACUUUGGGUGUAGUGUAUGUGAGCGAUCGUUCCAGGGCCAUCCCUACUAUGAAUGUAAGGGCUAUGCCUACUGCGAGUGGCACUUUAACAUGCAUUUUGUGUGUGCUAAGUGUGAGAAGCCGUUCCUUGGACACCGCCACUAUGAGAGGAAGGGUCUGGCCUACUGUGAGACCCACUACAACCAGCUCUUUGGUGAUGUGUGCUUCCACUGCAACAGAGUGAUUGAAGGAGACGUGGUUUCAGCCCUGAACAAAGCAUGGUGUGUGAACUGUUUCUCCUGCGCCACCUGCAACACCAAGCUCACCCUCAAGAACAAGUUUGUGGAGUUUGACAUGAAGCCUGUGUGUAAGAAAUGUUACGAGCAGUUUCCUCUGGAACUGAAGAAGAGACUGAAGAAACUGGCUGAGACUGUCGGACGCAAGUAGACCUCCGAGUCCCUAGGGGCGACACUCGACAACAUGUUCAGUAGCUUUCCCAACGUCCCAGAAACUCUGGACAAUUCCCUGCCUUUCCCGGAUGUCCUGCUUAUUCCCUAUUGAUUCUGGGGAUCUUCCAUUUCGGGGGUUUCUAGAAACCUGGGAUUUUAAGAAAGUUACUGGAGGUUUGCGGGUUAGCAACGCUGAACCCUGUAUUAACCUGAACAAGUGCCCAAAUUAGUCAAAGGAAUUGUAUAAACGUGUCAGAUUUCAACUCAAAGUCCUGUCUGUUCCAGUAUUUUAGUAUUUGACGUCCUCAGAUACUCAGUAUAACGUGUUUGAAUCUUUUCUCACUUUUUAAUGGAUUAUUUUUGUGCACGUGGCUUUAGCAUGUGGAGCUGUUUUUCAGAUGUUCAGAGUCGUAUUCAAACAAUAUAGAACCUCAUUCUGCCUGACAAUGACCUAUGAAAGCAUGGAGGAGGGGGGGGGACGAUGGGUGAAAUGCAUUUAGACAUUGUUAAGAAAUAAUACAUUUAACUGAUCUGAUCUAGUUUGGCCACGAGCGGACCAAAUGAACAGCAUUUAUAAAGGGUUAAUGACGUCUAACCAAAUACUUGCACGCUGUCUUAAAGAGAUGAGAAGGUGCUUGUCGUACUCUUUAAAAUAGCUUUUGUCUUGUGCCUUGGGUAUGAAUAUACACCGAGUAUACAACAUAUUUCCAUGGCAUUGACUGAUCAGGUGAAAGCUAUGAUCCCUUAUUGAUGUCUCUUCAAUCAGUAGAUGACAGAUGUAAAGAAGGAUUUUUAGCUCGGUACUAAUGUUAGGUAAGCUCAGUGUAUAUUUUAUACUGCAUUAUAUACUGUAAGGGUGUCAGAUAAUAUGCAUGUGGUUGUCCAAUAUACUGGCAUGUGAUCCAGACUUACUACAACUGCCUUAAUCAGAGAAUAUUCCUCACUCCUGUGGAAGAAUGAGAAUUCUAGCUGUGUAUCAGAAUGUGGAACCCAUGACUCUGGUAUGUCAUCUAGGAGUCUGGUAUGUCAUCUAGGAGUCUGGUAUGUCAUCUGGGAGUCUGGUAUGUCAUCUAGGAGUCUGGUAUGUCAUGUAUCCUAACAUUUGCUUGUAAUAAAAUAAAAUGUCAUGAGUUGGUUUGAAUAUUACUCCCAACUGUUUCAGAGGAGGAGAGUUGGAAGGAGAUGGACAUGUCUCAGCAUGCUCCUCCAUCUUGUUCUGUCACUGAGUCGCUGACCUGUAUAGUUAGGGGAGUGUUUCAAUGGAGCACAAUCGCUUAAGUUGAAUUAGCUAGAUGGGUGUGAUACAUAUACUAUGUAAAGGUCUUAAACACACUGAUAGUUGGGUUAGAUGAAUUAGCUAGAUGGGUGUGAUACAUAUACUAUGUAAAGGUCUUAAACACACUAAUAGUUGGGUUAGAUGAAUUAGCUAGAUGGGUGUGAUAAAUAUACUAUGUAAAGGUCUUAAACACACUGAUAGUUGGGUUAGAUGAAUUAGCUAGAUGGGUGUGAUAAAUAUACAAUGUAAAGGUCUUAAACACACUAAUAGUUGGGUUAGAUGAAUUAGCUAGAUGGGUGUGAUAAAUAUACUAUGUACAGGUCUUAAACACACUGAUACUUGGAUUAGAUGAACACUUUGAUAAAGGAGGCAUUUAUGCAUAAAGAGAAAUAAUGGGAGUUGCUUUAUGAAUUUGUUGACUGGAACAAAUCUAGUUUUAAAAGACAAUUUAAUAAACAUGUUUCAGAGUUUGUCUAUGAAUAAACAAAAGUUACGUAGUAAAAAAGAAAUGGUGAAAACGGAUCAUCACUUGUAGUUUCUCACAGAAAACUGAUCAUCACUUGUAGUUUCCCACAGAAAACUGAUCAUCACUUGUAGUUUCCCACAGAAAACUGAUUAUCACUUGUAGUUUCCCACAGAAAACUGAUCAUCACUUGUAGUUUCCCACAGAAAACUGAUCAUCACUUGUAGUUUCCCACAGAAAACUGAUCAUCACUUGUAGUUUCCCACAGAAAACUGAUCAUCACUUGUAGUUUCCCACAGAGAACUGAUCAUCACUUGCAGUUUCUCACAGAGAACUGAUCAUCACUUGCAGUUUCUCACAGAAAACGGAUCAUCACUUGCAGUUUCUCACAGAAAACUGAUCAUCACUUGUAGUUUCUCACAGAAAACUGAUCAUCACUUGCAGUUUCUCACAGAAAACUGAUCAUCACUUGUAGUUUCUCACAGACAACUGCAGAGGGAAGCAGUUCCACUCAGUCACACGACAUUGAGUGUACGAAAGGUCAAGGACACCUGCUCUUUCUAUGACAUUGACUGACCAGGUGAAAGCUAUGAUCCCUUAUUGAUGUCACUUGUUAAAUGGUCAACAAAUCAAUGUAGAUGAUGGGGAAGAGACAUGUUCAAGGAUUUUUAAGCCAUGAGAUAAUUAAGUCAUGGAUUGUGUAUAUGUGCCAUUCAGAGGGUGAUUGGGCAAGACAAAAGAUUUAAGUGCCUUUGAACGGGGUGUGCUAGUAGGUGGCAGGCGCACUGGUUUGUGUCAAGAACUGCAACGCUGCUGGGUUUUUUCACUCAACAGUUUCCCGUGUGUAUCAAGAACAGUCCACCACCCACAGGACAUCAGACCAACUUGACACAACUGUGGGAAGCAUUGGGGUCAAUAUGGGUCAGCAUCCCUAUGGAAUGCUUUGGCACCUUGUAGAGUUCAUAUGGGUCAGCAUGAAUCUGGUAUGUCAUCUAGGAGUCUGGUAUGUCAUCUAGGAGUCUGGUAUGUCAUCUAGGAGUCUGGUAUGUCAUCUAGGAGUCUGGUAUGUCAUGUAUCCUAACAUUUGCUUGUAAUAAAAUAAAAUGUCAUGGGUUGGUUUGAA